Messenger RNA from Gavialis gangeticus (Gharial), 2148 nucleotides. It is a transcript of the gene TNFSF10, whose product is annotated as tumor necrosis factor superfamily member 10. The transcript is spliced from 5 exons. Gene Ontology annotation, cellular component: membrane. The record is from RefSeq and is a predicted model, not a curated record. Lineage: Eukaryota; Metazoa; Chordata; Crocodylia; Gavialidae. Gene Ontology annotation, biological process: immune response. Gene Ontology annotation, molecular function: tumor necrosis factor receptor binding; CD40 receptor binding. Bases 82 to 972 code for a protein of 296 amino acids.
CAGCCAGGGAAGCAGGGCUCGCGGCCCGGCCCGGCCCGGCCCGGCUCCGCGUCCUCUCACGCGCGUUUGCGGGGCCAAGCCAUGAUGCUCCCCAGGGCCGGCCCCAGCACCGGGCAGACCUGCGGGCUCGUGCUCAUCUCCGCCGUGCUGCUGCAGUCCAUCUGCGUGGCGGUGACUUUCCUCUACUUCACCAACGAGCUGAAGCAGCUCCGGGACACAUACUCCAAGAGCGGCAUUGCCUGCCUCAGUGGGGAAGAACUGGGAACUUUUAUGGGAGACUUGGAUCUAAACAGAAUAGAAGAGAGAGAGCAAGACCCCUGCUGGCAAGUGAAGUGGGAGCUAGGAAAGUUAAUUAAAAAGAUCAUGUCAAGAUACCAUGAAGAAACCAUGUCUGCAGUGAAAGCUGAAACUUCGCUAAGCCUUUCAACAACUGAAGAUCAGGAAUCUCAGACUUCCGUGCACAGAGUAGCAGCUCACAUAACUGGAAACAGCAAUAGGAUGAGUUCAUCAUUCACACAAAAUUCCUCAUUCAGAAGAGGAUACGGGAAGAAAAUACACUCUUGGGAAGCAUCAAGGAAAGGCCAUUCUUUUCUCUACAAUGUGGAACUGAGAAAUGGGGAGUUGAUCAUACCCAAAACAGGGUUUUAUUACAUCUACUGUCAAACUUACUUCCGAUUCCGUGAACCAGAGGAUGAGGAUUCAGACUCACAUUUAUCGGAGCAAAUCAGAAACCCUAAACAAAUGGUCCAGUAUGUUUACAAACUGACCAGUUAUCCAGAACCCAUCCUUCUUCUGAAAAGUGCAAGAAGUAGCUGCUGGUCUAAAAAGGCAGAGUAUGGACUUUACUCCAUAUACCAAGGAGGAGUGUUUCAACUAAAAAGGAAUGACAAGAUUUUUGCCUCUGUCAGUAAUGAGGACAUAGUUGACAUGGACAAAGAAGCAAGCUUUUUUGGGGCCUUUUUGAUCAGCUAAAUGCUUAAGACAAAGGCAAACCCCAAAUGAAUCAGGUUUUCAUUUUCAGGACUUAGUUUUCCAUAAAUACUCUAAACCAGGGAAUGAAAAGCCUCGUGUUCCAAAGCAGGCAUGACAAUGUGAGACUCCCCAUUGUCGUGGAAGGUCUGAUUGCACUGAGAAAUGGUCCUUACAGUCAAUAAGGAAGAGCAGCUGAUGACUGAAGCUGCAUGUGACCAUAACUUGUAUAAGAGCCAAGCAGAUCCCCAAACAUGCUCUCUCAUUUCCAGCCAGUGAACUGAGUUGGAAGGAUUUUAACAUGCCAAAGAUUAAUAGCAUCAGCUAGAACCAGAUCAUGUGCAGGUAGGCACUGUCCACAGUUCUGUGUACAACUUUACCAAACCAUUGGCUGUCAUUUGUGGCAGUCCAUAUACAGAUGAUUUGCAUAGUGACAGGAUUGAGACUGGCUACUCGCAUAGCAGUUAGACUGAGGUUGGAAAAUGGAUGUUGCUUGUGGUCAUCUUGUGGGAGCCGUAAGUCUCCUUACAAGGUGUAAGUCUCCUUACAAAAGUAGUCCCUCUAGUAUCAAGGAGAUGGUUGUCACGAGUAAGGGUUUGCAGAGCAGCCCCUACAUAUUACAGAAAUUCAAGAUAAGCCAAAAUGCAGGACACAGCAGCAUUUUAUGUUCAGUGAAGCUCUAAUCCACCAAAGCAUUUAAGUACAUACCUAACAUUAAACUUCUGACUAGCCCAGUUGGAAUCAGUGGAUUACUUAUGUGCUGAGUUGAACAUGUGCACAAGUGCUUUGUAGGAUCACAGCCCAGCUACACAGAUUAUUCUUGCCUUCAUUAAAAUGUACAGAGGAUAGGAAAAAAAUAACAAAUGUUGUAAUGACACGGCAGAGCCACAAAAAUAAGUCAGUCAAUAUUCUGAGUUCCCAACACUGUAUGGUAAUAUAUUUGCUUUGUGGAUGCAUAUUGGACUGCAGAUCUUUUGCCACAUCACCAUAUGUUCAAUUGAGCAACGGCAAUCAUACGUAGUGACAGUGAGUAUUUGAUCCAGAAUGAAGGUAUUUUUCCUUUAAAUAUUGCAUUCUGCUAAUACUGUAUCAUUUUGCACACACUGGGCCCAUGUGUAUGUGUUCCUACGGCACCAUUGUUACUGCGCCAUCAUUUAAUACUUUCUUUUGGAAGUACUA